Messenger RNA from Lactuca virosa, 1849 nucleotides. NCBI's taxonomy places the organism in Eukaryota, Viridiplantae, Streptophyta, Magnoliopsida, Asterales, Asteraceae. The record is from the annotation of a GenBank genome assembly.
GAAACAGGUUUAAUCAAUUGUGAAUUGGCAAAUAUGGAAGGGAAUUCUUCUCAUGCUUCUGUGAAUCCGCCCACCACCACUCCUACUAAUACGAGAUCGGAUGCCAAUACAACUAGUGUAAAUGGAAAUAAAGAUAUGGCUUGGGAAUGGGGAAUUCAAAAGGAUCCAUUAAAUAAACAAAAUAUUUGGUACACCUUGUGUGACAAGAGAGUAUGUGGAGGGAUCACAAGGUUAAAAGAACACCUUACUCAUACGGGAGGAAAUGUAGCUGCUUGCAGUAAGGUGACUACGGAGAUCACCAAGAAAGUGCUUGAAUCAAUGAAAGAAAAAGAUAAGAAAAAAAAGGAAAGAAAAAGAACAACAGAAAUACUUAGAUCAACAAGUUGUAUAGACCUUUCUGAAAAUGAGGACGAGCAAGACGAUACCCCACAAGUUAAAAAAAGAAAGUUUGUAAGUUCUAGUAAUGUACGGGGUCCUAUUGAUGAUGUUUACAAGUCAGACCAUGGAAAAGGAAAGCAAACUACAUUGGAUAAGAAUAAUCCGAUUAAAGAGAAGUUGAAGAAGGUAGCUUGGAAAAAGAUUGCGGUUUGGGCUUAUUCGGUAGGUUACCUUUCAAUGCCGUACAUGAUGAGGGUUUCCAAGAUGCGAUCAAUGCCAUUGGAGAAUAUGGAAGAGAAAGAAGCAACAAUCGCGACCGCUUUGACUGAAGCAAGAGCUAUUGUGGUUUAUAUUUAUAACCAUGGAAGGAUUCUCAAUAUGAUGAGAAAGCUGACAAAGAAUAGAGAGUUGCACAGGUCUUGUGUAACUAGAUUUGCUACCCAGUUUUACACAUUACAGAGUGUCCAUGAGAAUCGACACCAUCUCCAAGUGUUGUUUGUAUCUGAGCAAUGGAGAAAAAGUGACUUUGCAAAGAAAGCUCCUGGAAAGAGAGUUGAGAAGAUAGUAGCAAAGCAAUCUUUCUGGGAUGGUGUAUAUUUAGCUUGCCAAAUAUAUGCUCCAUUGGUGGAUAUUGUUCGUUUGGUUGACACAGAAGAAAGACCGUGCAUGGGAUACAUCUAUGAUGCGAUGAGUCGAGCGCAAGAUCAAAUAAGCAAAAAUCUAACUGAUGGGAAUAAUGACAAAAAAGACUGGCAGGUAGAAUUUUGUCUAUCAUUCAAACAAGAUGUAACGACCAACUUCUUCAUCCCUUACAUUCAGAUUAUGACGGGACUUUAUGUUGCUAUUGACCGCCUUGUUCCCGAUGAAGAUGAAAAUGAUACUUUGAGACUAGAAUUGAAUCUCUACAUUGAUUUAAAUGGACAAUUUGGAUCUCCAGCUGCUAAAAGGAGUAUGACAAAAGUUGCACCGUAUAUAUGGUGGCGUUCUUAUGGGAUCGAUACACCUAUCCUACGAAAGUUUGCUAUCACGCUACACUCUAAGAAAAGAAAUUGUCUUUUGCAACAAAAACUAAAUGAACUUGUUUUCAUCCUAUACAACACAAGGUUGCAAAAGCGCUUCAUGUCUUUACAAAACAAAUCUUUGGAUCCUAUUUUGCUACGGGAUGUUGAGGAGAAUGAUGACUGGACAAUACCAACGGAAGAUGAGCUUCAAGACUUUGUGGAUGGUGGUGAUGACCUUCUUUGGUCAGAUGUGCAAGAAGCAAUGGGUGCGAAUGAAGACGCUCAUCCAAAUAUUAGGAGAAAACGAGAACGUUAUAGAGAUGAUGAUGAUGAUAUUGUAGAUGUAGGGAAUGAUUUUGAUGAAGAAGUGAAUGCCUUGGAUGAUGUUGACUCGGAUGCCGAACCCGUGCCAUGCGAUUAAACUCUAUUUGACACUUUGACACUACGUAGUUUCUAUAUUACUAUAUUAG